CGCGCACAAAGAACGCGACUUCCGACGCGGUUAAUUUGCGACGACUUAGCGAAUCCGCUCUUCAGUAUGCGAAGCGUCUAAUUUUGCCGGUGACGCGCCUCGCUCCGGUGCAAUCGGUGUGAAAUCGGGCAUUUGUACACACGAUGCGCGCGACGAGCGCCCCGCGUGCGCGAAAUGUUUGAUCGCCGAUGUGUAACGCGGAAAGAAAAAAAAAAACUCGGUCCCUGCGGCAAAAUGGGAAAGUGAAAAUCCGGUGGCGAGAAACGAAAACUCGGCGGCGAAAAGUGCGAUAUCUCUGUUACCGCGACGGGGAACACUUCGUGCGAGCACUCGGCUGCGUUAGAACUCGGCUGGGACGACUGAAAACGACUGGGAACCUCCUACGGGAAGCUUUCUGUUCCCGCAGCCGAAUUUUCGCCCGGUCCCUGGGCAACGGAAAAUUCGAUUACACCGACGGAAUGGUGUUUUCCGCGCGCUCGCUUUUCCGAUCGAGCGGUUCGUGUCGAUACGGACGACCGUACUACGGCGGCUGGGGAUACGGUAGAUAUCCUGGAUACUACGGCGGAUGGGGCGGCAGAUACUAUGGCGGCAGAGGAUACUGGGGCGGCAGAGGAUGGGGAGGCUACGGCGGCUACUGGGGUUGAUGCGAUUUAGCGCGUUCUAACCGAAGAGUGAUCUCCCACCACCGUCCUUGGCCUUUCUCUUACUAAUGUCCGAAUGUUCUCUAAAAACACGCGAAACCUUCGUCGAGAGCUUCGCUAGUUUUCUAAGUUUUACUGGAGUCUCCAUUGCAUAAGAAUAAAUAAAGAAAAUGUAAAACAAAGAUACAACGAAUUC
Dinoponera quadriceps is the source of this 837-nucleotide messenger RNA. Its product is annotated as neuropeptide-like protein 33. NCBI's taxonomy places the organism in Eukaryota, Metazoa, Arthropoda, Insecta, Hymenoptera, Formicidae. The coding region runs from base 189 to 644 and encodes 151 amino acids. The record is from RefSeq and is a predicted model, not a curated record. The transcript is spliced from 2 exons.